Molecule: messenger RNA, 433 nt
Organism: Phlebotomus papatasi
Lineage: Eukaryota; Metazoa; Arthropoda; Insecta; Diptera; Psychodidae
Gene: Dph3
Product: diphthamide biosynthesis protein 3
Exons: 3
Coding region: 104-361 (85 amino acids)
Biological process (GO): protein histidyl modification to diphthamide
Molecular function (GO): metal ion binding
Source: RefSeq, a predicted model, not a curated record
CACCGCACUGACAUCGACAGUUCGAAUCGCGAUUUGUUUUCUUUUAGGAUUUUGCGGCAUGUUUGGGUUUUGUUUGUGUUUUUAUUGCUAAAAUUUACCUAAAAUGAGUGUCUAUCACGAUGAAAUAGAAAUUGAGGACUUUGAAUAUGACGAAGCGGAAGGUAUCUAUCACUAUCCCUGUCCCUGCGGUGAUAGAUUUGAAAUUUCUAAGGAAGAACUCAUGGCUGGAGAGGAGACAGCAACAUGUCCUAGUUGCUCAUUAAUUGUUAAAGUUAUUUAUGAUCCUGACAUGUUCAGAGCUGAAGAGGAAGAAGUAAAUCUGGAUGAAAAAUUGAAGAAUCUAUCACUGGAGAAGAAUUGAAUUUACAGCCACUAGCUGGUAUUUAUUUGUAUAUAUCUUUUUAUUACAUUAAUCAGUAAAAUGUAAACACAA